UUUAGUUUUAGGUAGAGAUAUUCCAGACAAUAUGGGAAAAUCCUUCGUUUUAGGAUUCAUGGAAGCCUCGGUAGCACAAACUGGAAAUCCUUCAAAACUACCAAUAAAAUUAUUUAUUACAACCUCUUCUCCAGUUUCCGUGAAGGUCUCAAUUACAGCUCCACUGGCAAAAACUUUAUACCGCGGCGAAAACAUUACAGUGAAGAGAGGGGCUGUUAUGGAGGUAACACUACCAAAAACUCUCAGAAAUUUAGGGGCAGUCAGAUCAAAUAACGCCGUCUUUAUCGCUUCCUCAGAUGAAAUUGCCGUGUUUGGAAUAAAUGAGGCACACCAAUCAACUGAUGGAUUCCUUGGUUUGCCCGUUGAUGUUUUGGGGAUGCAAUAUUAUGUGCCAUCCUUCUAUUCUAACUCUCAAAAUUUCUAUAAAUCUGCAAUACUCCUUGUAGGAACAAACGACAGAACAAUGAUUAUUAUUCAGAUAAAAAUAAGCAAUGGUAAUAGUGUAUACCUUGAAACGAAACAUUAUCGAAAUGGCGACUGGCUAAACACUACAAUAAACAGGUAUGAAGUAAUACAACUCCAUUGUCGAGGUGACUUGACAGGGACCUUUGUUCAGUCUUCACAUAAAAUAUCUGUUUUUGGAGGAGCUACUGUCACAAGCAUUGGAGUAGGAAAAACAAGAGAUCACAUUGAGGAGCAAAUACCUCCACUGAAUGUUUGGGGCAAACAUUUUGCAGUGAGUCCAAUUCCUGAUACAAAUCCAAAUCUGUUAAGAAUAUUGGCUAGUGCAAAUGGCACAACAGUUUCUGUAAAUAGUAUGACGCAUAAUUUGGAAUCUGGAGAGUUUUACGACACGCUUGUUCAAACCGCUUUUCUAGUAUCUUCUAACAAACCUAUCUUAACAAUUCAGUAUGUACCCAGUGGUUCUAAUGGUCAUGAAGGGGAUCCGGCUAUGACUCUUGUCCCACCAAUAGAGCAAAGCAAUGUGUUUUACUCUUUUUUGACACCAAUGUCAUCUACAAACACCAACUUUACUAACAUAUUUAUGUUUAUAAUGGAAGGUUCGUCAUACAAUCAUUUAUUGCUUGAUAAUAAACCCCUUCAGCAGCAGGAUUUUUUAAAUAUUGUUUAUAGUGCCAAUGUCACGACAGGAUACAUAAAACUCUCACCAGGAAGUCAUACUUUAGAACAUUCCUCGGGAAUUGUACCGUUUGGUGGAAUCUUGUAUGGAGGGAUGAUGCAUGAAUCAUAUGCUUAUCCUAUUGGUCAAAGAUUGACACCAAUGUAUAAGGAUUGUAUUUUGACAUCAAUGGAGGUUGGAGAUGGACUUGACAAUGAUUGUGAUGGAAAAGUAGAUGAAGAAAGUUGUGGAGACUUCACAGAUAAUGAUGGAGAUGGGAUCAUAGAUGAAGACUGUAUUGAAGAAACCAAAAGUACUCAUAACCUCCUGGACACCACCGACUCAACAACAGAAACAGCAAUAACUGCAAGAUUUAUGAGAACCAAACGAAGUACAACGACCCAAUUCUCAAACACUGUCAACAUUCCAAGAACCUCGGGUGUAUCAACAAUGGCUACCACUAAGAUUUCCGACAUCCAUGUACAACAAAAAACGACUACUACCACCAGACUACCUCAAACCAAGGCUGGAUCUACAUCCACUAUCAUUACAAGCAUCGUAAACAAUAAGAAAAUGACAUUUGAUACGAUUACCAAACCAAACACAACAAUGAAAACGACGACAAGAAAAAUACCAACACAUAUUAUAGGAAAGGGCCCAUAUACGUUCAAAGACCUCCGGACUCAAGAAUGGUUGAUCUACGCUGAAUACGCCAUUGUUGGCACAGUGACUCUAAUUAUCAUCGGUGCACUUGGAAUCUGCUGCAAAAAAUGUUGCAUACUUUUAAAACGAGAAGAUGAUGAUGACGAUAAUGAAGAUACCAAUCUAAACAAUCGAAAAUCAUAUUUUAAAAAGAGACAACUUUUCAUGAGUAAUUCCGUUCGAUCAGUGCAUUGGUAGAUCCUGUUAAACGCAUCAGCUGCAUCACCUGCUUGGAAAUACUCAAGUAGGGUAUAUCCACAGAACCCGAGAGGACAAGAUAUAUCAGUAGGUCAAAGACGCCUAUUUGGUUUGGGUUUUCAAAAACAAUUAAGUGAAAAAAAAUCAUGAUUAAACCAUGCAUAAUUACAUGGACUUACUAUUAUUUCACUUCUAAGAAUAUAUCUAAAAUUAUACUUUAGACAUUUCCUCGACUCGUUUUAUGUGAUUUGAAAUAUUAUAUUUAACUUCAUAUGUAAAAUAAUAAAAAAAAUUA
Magallana angulata is the source of this 2315-nucleotide messenger RNA. RefSeq lists its product as uncharacterized. Lineage: Eukaryota; Metazoa; Mollusca; Bivalvia; Ostreida; Ostreidae. The transcript has 5 exons. Bases 32 to 2020 code for a protein of 662 amino acids. The record is from RefSeq and is a predicted model, not a curated record.